AUUUGAGUUUUACACCUUUAGCUUAGCAACAUGCUAACAUAAAAACUGGGUGGGACAAAAGAAAUGUCAGUUUUAAAGUUAAAUAUCAUUUGAGUACACAGAAAAAAAUGUACAAAAUAUUUAGCCAACAUUUAUAAGUUCUGUCUAUUUCAUUCUAUGGAUAUCUCACCAUUAGCUUAACAACAUGCUAAUAUAAAACUUAAGGGAAAGAGGGUAACUUUAGGGUUAUAUUUUUUAUAAAAUUCACAAAACAUAUCAUAUCAGACAACAUUUAGUGACUUCUGUGUAUUUGUAAUCAUUUUAAAGUAUCAUGCUGUUAGCUUAGCAUUAUGCUAAUGUCAAAUCCUAAUAAAGUCAAUAGACAAGGAAGGUGAUUUGGGUUGCUGCCUAUGUAGUGUGCUGCAAAUGAGCCAAUUGUGGUCUUGUUAGUUCGGAUACCUCCUCUAUACUGUAAAAAAAAUACUGGGUUCCACACAGUUCCUUCAGGUUAUCUCAACACAAAUUAAGUUUUACAAAUUUAAGUGGGUUGAACAUAAAACAAUUAAGUUGACGCCCCCCCCCAAAAACCUUUGUGUUUUCAACUCAAAUUGUUUAAACCAGCAGCAAAAGCAACUUUUUGAGUGUAUUGGCAGCGCAGCAGCUCACUAGGUUUUGGAACAGACCUAAAGUCUGUCACGAUAUACAGGUUUUGCCUUACAGUUGAGCUCUGGGUUGUUCAGACUCUGCAGGGGAGGGAAGCAGAGUUGUCUGGAUUGUAAGCAGUGAAGUUACUCUCCGCACUCUGAGUUUUUGAGCGAGCCGACAUGAGGAGAUGAUCGACAGCCCACCAGCAUGAUACUCAUGCCGGAAACAUCAUAUUAUUUUGCCCAGCCCGUCUGCAUCUGGAGAAAGGUGUCGGUGAUUACUGGAAAUACUUGAACACCCUACCUUUGGGUAAAAUACAGUAUCCAAAAGAAGUGUCAGUCGGGGUGAGGUGUGAUGGGAGAAGCUUCGACAUGACAAAAAGUCCUGUUUGGUGACCCCAUUUCAUCAUUUAUUUAUGUUUCUGCAGAGGAAAUAAAUAGCCUUAUUAAAAUAAAGAUGGCUUUAAAGCGAUCGUCUUCCAUGAAGACCCAGCUAGUGGAUGCCAUCCAGCUUGAAGAGGUGGAGAUGGAGGAAGAGAUCACCACCACAAGCAACAAUAACAAUCCUGUUGAUCCUGCUCAGGCCAAAGAGCUGAAAUUCUACACCGUUGAGGAGGCAGUGGAGAGCAUUGGUUUCGGACGUUUCCAUAUUCUGCUUUUUGUCAUCAUGGGUAGUGCCAAUAUAGUGGAAGCGAUGGAGAUCAUGUUGUUGGCUGUGGUUUCUCCUGAGAUCCGUUGCGAAUGGCAUCUGGAGGAUUGGCAGGUGGCCCUUGUCUCCACGAUGGUGUUCCUCGGUUUCAUGGUUUGUGGGGUUCUCUGUGGUUACAUUGCUGACAAAUAUGGACGCUGGAAGGUGGUGUUUGGUGGUUUUGUAUGGGCAUCAUAUUUCUCUUUUCUCACUUCGUUCUCUACAUCGUACGGCUGGUUCAUCUUUCUGCGAUGUAUGGUGGGCUGCGGAGUGGCGGCAACAUCCCAAGGGUUUGUUUUGAAGACUGAAUUCAUCCCGGCCAAAUACAGAGCAUACCUUUUGCCUCUUGCCUCAAUCUUCUGGAUGCUGGGAUCGAUGCUAAUUAUCGUUCUGGGUAUGACUGUGGUGCCCACGUUGGGCUGGCGCUGGAUGAUCCGAUUUUCCGUCAUCCCCAGCCUCAUAUUAAUCGGACUCUUCAUGUUUAUUCCCGAAUCCGCACGGUUCCAGGUCUCGGCAGGUAACAUUAAAGGCGCCAUGUCUACACUUAACCGGAUCGCCAAAAUGAAUAAUGGCAUUUUACCAGACGGUGAACUACGCGAACCUGAAGUGGCAGAAAGAGGAAAUGCCGUCACCCUAAUCAGCUCGGCCUUCAGGAGAACAUCGCUCCUGCUGUGGUAUUCAUGGUUUGUGGCCUCGUUUUCUUAUUACGGCUCCGUCCUGAGCAGCUCUGAGUUACUGGAGAAGAAUCUUCUGUGCGUGACAGAUCCCGAUCUGGAGCACCAGAUUAAACACAUCCAGGAAGAGGCGCUAUGCUACUGCAUCCCAUUUAACUCGGACGAUUACCAGACGCUCCUCAUAAGCUGUUUAGGGGAGGUGGCACUCAUUCCUCUUAAUAUCAUCCUGUUGAAUAUAGUAGGACGGAAGUACAGCAUGGUCAUUCUGCUGCUGCUCUCUGCCUUUUUCUUCAUGCUUGUCAAUAUUUGCACGACUAUGUUAGGCUUCACGAUCCUGCUCUUCCUCCUCCGCUCUGUGGUUUCAAUGAAUUUUAAUGUGGUUUACAUCUACACAGCAGAGGUUUAUCCUACAUCUGUGCGCUCAAUCGGAAUGGGCUUUUGCACAUCAUUUAGUCGAAUCGGAGGAAUGAUCGCACCUUUUAUUGCACAGGUGUUGAUGUCUAAGUCUGUGAUUUUGGCUUUAUCACCGUUCGCCACAGCGUGUGUCAUUUGUGCCGUAGGAGUUAUUUUCCUGCCCAUUGAGACCAGAGGACGAGCAUUAUUGCAAGAUGCCUGAAGUUCACCUAAUAGAGAUGAAGGACAAUUGCACUUUUGUAACAAAAAAUGAAUUAAUAUUAAAGCUGGAACCAUUUUUUAAGAAUUUCAAUGCUGCCUGUGUUACGUUCUUCAUUAUUUAUAACAAUUAAAAUAUAUAUAUAUUGUCAAA
Danio aesculapii is the source of this 2751-nucleotide messenger RNA. It is a transcript of the gene svopl, whose product is annotated as SVOP-like. Gene Ontology annotation, biological process: transmembrane transport. Bases 1081 to 2601 code for a protein of 506 amino acids. The record is from RefSeq and is a predicted model, not a curated record. Gene Ontology annotation, molecular function: transmembrane transporter activity. The transcript has 17 exons. Lineage: Eukaryota; Metazoa; Chordata; Actinopteri; Cypriniformes; Danionidae. Gene Ontology annotation, cellular component: membrane.